CGCGGAUUGAUGAAAUCGCCUCGACCGUUUGUUACCGAUUGCGAUUUGUUGUCAAUAUUAGAUAAUUUUUGUUAACCCCAAAACGCACACCAUUCUGCAACGCUGCACCGCACGACAGGACAGGAGCGCCCGGGGCGCGACCGACACCACAGCAAACCGAAGCCAGGAACCAAGGCAAGAACAGAGAGUGAGAAGAGAUUAACACACACAAAAAAAGCGCACGAAAACAGGCUUCACACACAAAACGCGAAACGCUGGCUGGCUAGUUGCGGAACGGUAGUGUGACGUUUUGGUCCAGUUGCGGUCCUGGUGCAGGUUUUGGGCUGCAUUCGAGUGAGAAGCAAAACAGAGGGCCCUCCUGGUGAACCUGACCUGGGUGGCGGUAGUGCUCGUUGCUCGGUCGUUUCGGGUUGCUCCGUGUGGCCACGCGACUCGGCAGUGGUGAAAGAAUAGACGGGCUGCCCGUAACGGAAAACGCCCUCGAAAACCGAAAACCCCGUGCAAGCGCGUAGCAAGCGCUACAACGGCCCCUUCCUCGCAGGUUCCAGCAGCACGGUUCUCGCAGGAGGUAUCUGUCGUGGUCAAGCGACUGAGCUGUUUUUUCCCCCUGGCCCGUGUAAGGAACACGCCAGACGUUCCCGGUUUGAUGCAUGUGGGAUGUUGAGCGAUUGAUAGCGUAAAGUAAGCAGUGUCAGCAGCAGCAGCAGUAGCAGCAGCAGCAGCAGCAGUAGCAGUUAGUAGUAACCACAAACAACCAAUGCACAAGUAGAGCGUUUGCUUGCACCGUAGCAUCUGGUAGCAGACACCGUAAGCAGCAGCAGCACCGUGGAACAUUCCUUGAUGGUAGUCAAUUCGAUCGUGAAUCAAGGCGUCCCCGAGCGACCGUCAUAAAGUAGAAGAUAACCGGUGCCAACGCUAAUGUUUUAAUCGUCCGCUCAGCGUGCAGCUGUACAAUACAGAACAGAACAGUAGAUAAGCAAAGCAUAAUCAAACACACCGUUUGGCAUGGCUAAAGCGCGGCUACAUAGCAUAAUCGGGCUCGCUUCGCGGUGAGACAUAACGGUGCCCCGCGCUCAUGUGCAGCAGCGACAAUGCAGUGUAUGGAACAGGUGACAGCUCUGGUCAGUGUUUUAGUGCAACCACUGGUAGUGUCCGCACGGGAUAGCAUCGACACAAAGCGAAACUAGCCACACAGAAAGCCUGUGCCUGCGGUAUGCUACAGCUGUUGGCAAGUAGCGUCAAAGGUUCAAAACAUAAGACAAAAUAAGAAGAACGCCUCUCCUGCGUAAUCGAAACGGAAAUAAAACGCACGUAAUAUCACAGUUUCCUACUCACAUACAUAAAGGAAUUGAAGGCAGUAUCUCUGUGUGUGUGUUCAUAGAAAGGGCGACAAUGUAAUUGCAACCCUCGCAUGGUUAGAAUUGCUCACACGAAAAUGGAACUAGCGUAACACUCGAACGUCUGUAAAAAUGUUAUCCUAGUAGAAUUUAAAAACAUAAGCUUACAACAAAAUAGCUAAACCAAACGAAUAAUGAUAUACUCUCGCCAUGCGAAUUGAAUAUUUAAGUGUCAACGUGUUCUUAACAGUGCAAAACAAUUCAAAGCAAAAGUAGAGCAAUCUCUCAUUCUCCCUUCUUGCUCACUCUCGCUCACUCUAUCGCUCUAUCGAAUAGAGUAGUUGUUCGGCGAUCUGUAAGUGCGUGUGUGUCCCCAUGUGCCAUCAUCAUCCUCAUCAUCAUCGGUGUACUAUUAACGCAAGUGUGUGUCGUACGUGUGCGUGUGUGUUUGUUGUGUGAAUUCAUUCUAAUUGAAAUUUUUAAAAGAAAAGUUAAAUAAAGCCAAUCCUUCCCUCGCAAGUGUGGUGGCCUGGAUGGAUCACGCAAGGAUUAAGGGCAAACGUCAACUACCCACAACGGCGGUGGCGGUGAAAGGUGCUUGAAGCAAACUAACUAAGCAAGCCAGUGCCAUUGCCAUUUUACGAUUGCUGCUGUCAAUACAUGUUAUUGUCACCAUAGUUACCAACGAGAGCUGGGUGGUUCAUACCGUCGGUUCUGCCGUGGCCAAGAGUGUAUCGCAGUCGGAGUGACGGGGUCGGAUACACCGACACGUUGUUGUGAGUUGCAGUGUACGUGUAUGUGUAUGUGUGGGUGUACGUGCGUGUGUGUUUGACCAAAUCGGCAAAGGGAUAUAGGCUUGGCCAGAGAUUACACAACAGAGUAUCCCAGCACGCUCGCGCCGCAUCCCAGGUACGACCGAGUGUGUGGUUUGACGUGUGCUUUGGGUUGCCGCUUUAGCGACUCACCGACGCAGUUGGCGCUGGGGCAGCGUUUGCGCGACGGCUCUGAGAACGGCGCCAUUCAACGAAGGUGCCAAAGGUGCCGCCUUCCUUCAGAAGGAGGCUCCGCAUAGGCGCUAGGCUGCCAGCUGCAGGCGAUGCACCGGUUUGCGGAUCGACCGGGUGGACCUGGCCUAAGAUGGGGAGCGUGCUACUCACGGCUGUGUUCAUAGCGUUACAAUUUGCUACCGGCCUGGCCAACCCUGACUCCAAGCGUUUAUAUGACGACCUGCUGAGCAACUACAACCGACUGAUACGGCCCGUGGGCAACAACUCCGAUCGUCUGACAGUCAAGAUGGGUCUACGGCUCUCCCAGUUGAUUGAUGUGAAUCUCAAGAAUCAAAUUAUGACGACGAACGUGUGGGUAGAACAGGAAUGGAACGAUUACAAGCUCAAAUGGAACCCAGAUGAUUACGGCGGAGUGGACACCCUGCACGUCCCAUCCGAACACAUUUGGCUGCCAGAUAUAGUGUUGUAUAAUAAUGCGGACGGUAACUAUGAGGUGACAAUAAUGACAAAAGCAAUUUUACAUCAUACGGGUAAAGUAGUAUGGAAACCACCUGCCAUUUAUAAAUCAUUUUGUGAAAUCGAUGUUGAGUAUUUUCCAUUUGAUGAGCAAACAUGUUUUAUGAAAUUCGGAUCCUGGACGUACGACGGUUACAUGGUCGAUCUUCGGCACCUCCAGCAGACACCGGACUCGGACAACAUCGACAUCGGCAUCGAUCUGCAAGAUUACUAUAUAUCAGUUGAAUGGGACAUUAUGAAGGUGCCUGCCGUUAGGAAUGAAAAAUUUUAUAGUUGUUGUGAAGAACCAUAUCCGGAUAUUAUAUUUAACAUAACGUUAAGGCGAAAGACACUUUUCUACACCGUAAACUUAAUCAUACCUUGCGUUGGGAUAUCGUUCCUUUCCGUGCUAGUGUUUUAUUUGCCGAGUGACUCCGGCGAGAAGAUAUCAUUAUGUAUAAGUAUACUGCUGUCGCUGACCGUGUUUUUUCUGCUGCUUGCCGAAAUCAUUCCGCCGACGUCGCUCACCGUACCGCUGCUCGGCAAGUAUCUGCUGUUCACGAUGAUGCUCGUCACGCUCUCGGUCGUCGUCACGAUUGCCGUGCUGAACGUCAACUUUCGGUCACCCGUCACGCACCGGAUGGCACCGUGGGUGCAUCGCGUUUUUAUAGAGCUACUGCCAAAGGUGCUGUGCAUAGAGCGGCCGAAGAAGGAGGACGAACCGUCGGACAACGACGACCAGACGCCGACCGACGUACUGACGGACGUGUUCCAGGUGCCGCCGGACGUCGAAAAGUAUGUCGGCUUCUGCGGGAAGGAGUACGGCACGGACUUUGAUAUACCCGCACUGCCCCCCUCACGGUUCGAUGUGGCCGCCUCCGGUGGUGUCGGGCCGUGCUUUGGCGAGCCGCCGCUACCUGCACUGCCACUGCCGGGCGGGGACGACGAUCUGUUCAGUCCGACCGGCAACGGGGACAUGAGCCCGACGUGCUGUGGCGAUCUCAGCCCCACCUUCGAGAAGCCGCUGCUGCGCGAGAUGGAGAAAACGAUCGAAGCGUCACGGUUUGUCGCCCAGCACGUGCGGAACAAGGACAAGUUCGAAAGUAUAGAGGAAGACUGGAAGUAUGUGGCGCUCGUGCUGGAUCGUCUGUUUCUGUGGAUAUUUACGAUAGCGUGCGUGCUGGGCACCUGCCUAAUCAUUCUGCAGGCGCCCAGCCUGUACGACAACACGCAACCGAUCGACGCGAUGUACUCGAAGAUCGCCAAGAAGAAGAUGGAGCUGCUCAAAAUGGGCAGCGAGAAUGUAUAGCAUCCGCCCGGGUUCGCAUCCGCCGUUUGGAAGUAUCUUCUGAACUGGAUGCGAACCCUGGUCAACGAGGAUGACCACUAAACGCCAAUCAAGUCGGCGUGCAAUCAUGAUCAUCAACACAAACGCAUCAGCCCAUGCACAUUGACACGCGCACCCACGCACACACACACACGAUCGUACAAUAGCAAAUUGAACACAUUGAACACAGGCAGCAAACAACGAACAUGGGACAUGUGGCUCACUCUAUUGCAGCACUACUACUACUGCUACUACAACAACUACUACUACUACUAUCACUACCACUACUACUACUACUACUACUACUACCACUACUACUGCUCUAUGUCUCCCGUUCGUUCUUUCUUACGAUGUGUUCGAUUCAUUCAUCUCAGUCAGCCAGCCAUCUCCGUGCGCCACCCAUGGCAACCAUUACACACUACAGCGAGUAGCGCGCACACUUCACCAGCAAGCCACGCUGCAAAGGCACGGCUCAUGCAAAAGGCUCUUCAGCGCCUCGCAAUGCUUACACCUCCCCAGAUGUAAGCGGAAACGGAAAGCGAACUACACACACACACACACGUUCCUUUCAUCAUGAUUAUGCGCGUUAUGUUUUCCUUCCUACCCUGGUAUUGUUUCCUUCAGCUUCCAUCCCUCCCAUCAACAACCAACCGCGGCGUGUAGGUAAAACAUGCAACGUGUCAAUAACAAUCAAAUUAAGGUUAAUGUAAACGAUAGCUCAGGCGGUAGGGCCCCGGAACGUGAAGAAAGGCAGGGAAGCGGACAGACACUACUGUCCCUCCCACACACAGGCAAGGCUUAGGAGAAGAAAUUGUAGCAAAACACGUCGUUGGCCGGUUCGAUUUAGGGCACCAUCCAAACAUUGCCACCAUAGUAGCUCCCUCGCGUUGCGGGAAAACACUUGUCAUUCGGUAGCCAGGAAACCAGCAAAACACUUCACGGCACAGAACCGUAAACGAAAAACGAGAUGGGUGCGAGGGCCUCCGGGCGAAGAUUAAUUAACGGUCGCGUUCAGCGGGCGCGCUCUCCAUUACUACUACCGCGGCACCCUGCCUUGCGCAUAGCGAUCGCAGUGCGAUCAAAUCGAAGAAGACGGCAGCUUAGCAAACCGUUGCGUAGCGGUAAUUGUUUGCAUUUUGUUUGGCCACGGUAUGCGCCAAAGGUAGUGCGGAGGUUACCGUUUUCGAGCAGUACUUUUUCAAUUUUACCCACCGUUACUGAGUUGGUUUCGAAAUGGAUACAAACUCUUUGUGGUCGCAGUUUGUUGGAUUUAUGCUUUAUUAGUAGGCGAGUAACUCACACACAUACAUACACACACACACACAGACAGUCAGACACAUCAGCAUGCAUUCAAAGUAGGGUUUUGGUUGUUAAAUGCCAUGCACCAGGGCCACCGGCGCACGACAGUAGCAUAACGUUAUCAGCGCCCACGCAACGCAGCCGGCAUACGCGCGGCAACGUGUUUUAUACGGUUUUAUUAGCGCAAAUUAAAUUUAUUAGCACCAGUGUUGUGCACCUGUUGUCACGCGGAACGGUUUGUUUGUAUGUAGGGUUUGAUUGUUUGUUUGUUUUUCGCCCUUUCGAUACAUUAAAGUUAAAUUCAUUCGAUGUAAGAACUUACGGCGUUACAAGCCGCAGGCGCUUUGCGUUGCACUUGCGCAAACUUAUUACGCCAGCAGGAAGGGAGUACAUUACUUAGGUUGAAAGAUAGUGAUUUUAACUCGACUGUUGUAAAUGUUUCAAAGAAGCGGAGCGAAAUGUUUCCCUCUCACCAUCCCUUCCCCCCUCCCGCCCAUCACUUCCACCUUCCCAAUUCUUGUAAAAAGCUACACACUAUAACCAGAAGCGCCCGUUACCGGCGUGCGCGAUAACGCAUGAUGGCGCACCCGGGUGUCGUCGUACGUGCGGCGUUAGGGAAUAAUAUGUUUAAAAAACAAAUGAAUACAAUCAGCAUGAAUUGGUCUGAUAAUGAAGUGUCUUAACUACAGGAAAUUCUACCAAAAUUCCCGAUUAUAUAAAACAGCGAAGCACUAGGGAGCCGAUCCGACGCGUGUCGCGUGACAGUGCAGGAUUAAGGUGGGGCCCCAAAAGGCAUAAUGUACAAACCCAUGGCGAAUACGAUCCGCAGCAGGUUUUGGCCCCGCUCUAGAACAUCAGCAGGAAAGAGAACGGUGCGAACGCGUUUAAUGUAAAAAUUAAUAAGCAAUUAAUGUGUCACGCAAAAAAAAAACAAACAACCGAAACCACGAAUAACAAAACAAAACCAUGGUAGCGUUUUAUACAGCAACCGGCAAACACAAACGCCGCAAAAGCCCGUCUCCAUCUCAACUCGCAACUAGGAUAAUGCUGGGGAGUACUGGGGUAGAGCCAUUUCUAACUAAUUGAGUGAAAUAAUCAAAACUACUACACACCACCACACACGGUGGAAAGAGGCAGACGGCUAGAAGGUUUGCAAGAAGAAGAAGAAGAAGAAGAAGAAGAAGAAGAAGAAGAAGAAGAAGAAGAAGAAGAAGAGUAAAUGCGUUUUAGACGAAAGCUAACUUAAUAGUUCACAAUCAUAGCAAGUUCAAGGGCGUAAAGGCAAGUAAGUAAGCAAACAUCAUUCCACAAAGAGAUGAAAGAGAAAAAAAGAAGUUAUUAAAUCCUACAAGUACUGUUAGAUAACAAAAAAAACACUCAAACACAUACACACACACAUUUUUUACUAAGCCAAAAACCUAGCUAAGUCGAUUAAUGUACUUAAAAGUAUUCGCUAUAGGACGAGUGUGUAUGUAUUUUAUAUUCAACGUGACAGUAACAAAACCAAACAAAAAAAAACAAAGGGAAUUGAUGCGAUAGUUGAGUAAGGUUGGGGAAAGGUGGUGGGUACUUUUGUUACUAGUGCUGCACACAAACACACUCACACACACACACACACACUCACACCUACAAAUACAGAAAAUAAAUUAAAACGCGUUGUAUAUUACAGGAACUAACACAUAGCACUGCAAAGCGUGUGUGAAGCGUGUACGUAAGUUAUAAAGAUUUUCGUACAAAAAAAAAAACAAAACAAACAAACAUAAAACAACAAGUAAUGCUAUAAAUGUAUCUGUAGUUAGAAUUUGUAUCAGUCGCACACGAGUCGAUUAUGGUGCGUUGUGCGCGGGCGAAAAGGACUCAUCAAAAAGGUUGGUGAAACACGUAAAUUAAAAAAAACACACACACACACAGACACACUAGUCCGCAGAUCGGAACACGGGUGCGCCGCCACCUGGCGUACCGGGUUGUGCAGCUGGUGCAUCACGAUCUCAAGGCGGUGGAUCACAUUAACAAACAAAACAUACCAAACACAAAAACCAAUAGUUUUAGUCAAAUGAUAGCCGUAAGCAUGCUGACGGUAUUGUAAUAAUCGCCAGUAUAGAUGAUGAUGGGAGGGGAGGCAGUAGAGCGCACGGUUCACGUUUCAGUCACGCUGGUCACACCUCCACGCCGCUUCCCUUCCCCCUCUACGACAAACACAUCGAAGCUACAGCUGCUCGACCGAGAGAGAGAGAGCGACAGAAAAAGAGGGAGAGAAAGUGAGAGAAUAGCCAAUGGGACUACUCCAUGCCGGAUGGCCACGCUGAAUUGAACGACCUGUGGACGGUUCGAAAAUCAACUUUUUAAUCAACCAAAUACAAAACGAAACCAAAACAAAACAAACCCCCCCCCCAUCGUACAGUGCUGAAGGUGGGCUCAACAAAAAAUACAUAGCAGCAACAACAACAACAACAA
This is a messenger RNA of Anopheles merus, 7919 nucleotides long. It is a transcript of the gene nAChRalpha1, whose product is annotated as acetylcholine receptor subunit alpha-like 1. Gene Ontology annotation, cellular component: synapse; postsynaptic membrane; neuron projection. Gene Ontology annotation, molecular function: transmembrane signaling receptor activity; acetylcholine-gated monoatomic cation-selective channel activity. The transcript is spliced from 10 exons. The coding region runs from base 2475 to 4148 and encodes 557 amino acids. Gene Ontology annotation, biological process: chemical synaptic transmission; signal transduction; monoatomic ion transmembrane transport. The record is from RefSeq and is a predicted model, not a curated record. Lineage: Eukaryota; Metazoa; Arthropoda; Insecta; Diptera; Culicidae.